AUGGAUAUGAAUGCGUGUGGAGCUUCUCCUCGAAGAUUUGCGUGUGAUCGUUGCCGUGGUCAAAAAUUGCGAUAUAUUCGUGAACGAGCUGACCAGCAAACCUGCGAUCGAUGUUUCCGUGCAGAUGCCGAACGUCGCGCGAGCCCAGUUUCUAGCAUACGUAGCUUUAUGAGUGACACUGCUUUAACCUCUACAAAAAGCAUGGGGGAAAAGGCAAGAGUGCAAAAGUCAGUGCGAAAGCGACGAUACAAUAAUGCUGCACAACUCCAAAGGCAGCCACAAGUCACUACCCAGCAAGCGGUGAUGAAUACAUCUAUCGUUACGGAUACAGCAAGUCCUUCAGGACACCUUGGACAAACAGCACUGAUGAAUUUAUUCGAAUCGUCUCAAUCAUCAUCAACUAUGCCAAUGUAUCCCGCAGACUUCUCGACCUCAAACACAUUAAGUGAUAUGCCUUGGGCAGCUGAGGAUUCUUUAUUUUCCGGGCUCAUACUACCAGAUGGAACGGAUGAGACCUUUGACUCACCUGGUAACCCGGAUACACCUAGCUCGACUGAGAGUUAUCUGUCACAAGCACCAACAUAUACAGGAGAUUUUCCCUCUCGACCUACGCCAUCAUUGAUACUUUCACCCCGAACGGUGUCUUCCACUUCGACAUCUAGUCUACAAGAUCUCGAAUGCAGCAGUCACAAAACGUUAGUCAUGAUAUCUGAAAACAAUACUUCUUGCGAAAGCUCCGAAGAUCAGGUUGUGGAUAGCAUAUCUAUUGAUAAGGAUGAAGAGGACACCACUGUCCAGUGGUUGGGCAAGACUAAUUUGGAUCUUGUUUCGUUGCUUUCUCGAAUUGGUAAAGGCCACCCCAACUGCAAUCGUAGAGAUGCUAGUUCGACCAAUUGA
Molecule: messenger RNA, 897 nt
Organism: Botrytis fragariae
Lineage: Eukaryota; Fungi; Ascomycota; Leotiomycetes; Helotiales; Sclerotiniaceae
Exons: 1
Coding region: 1-897 (298 amino acids)
Source: RefSeq, a predicted model, not a curated record